CCCAGGUCUUUGGCAACAUUGGCAUCGAGGAGGAGGAUGAUGAGUCGGCCAUCACCCAGCACAACAACUUCCGCACCUUCUUCCAGGCCCUCAUGCUCCUCUUCCGGAGCGCCACGGGGGAGGCCUGGCACGAGAUCAUGCUGUCCUGCCUCAGCGGCAAACCCUGCGACCAGAACUCGGGCAUCAAGGAGGACGAGUGCGGCAACGAAUUCGCCUACUUCUACUUCGUCUCCUUCAUCUUCCUCUGCUCCUUCCUG
Balearica regulorum gibbericeps (East African grey crowned-crane) is the source of this 257-nucleotide messenger RNA. The record is from RefSeq and is a predicted model, not a curated record. NCBI's taxonomy places the organism in Eukaryota, Metazoa, Chordata, Aves, Gruiformes, Gruidae.